CCGGUCGAGGCAUUACUGAAGUUAAGGCCCUGUGCUAUUCUUGCAAAAAUAUGCAAUAAGAGUAUCAUAACAUGCAGAUUUAUAUAGUCGUUCUCGUCUUGGCAUCAUCAUCAUUUUUGCUGUUGUGCUACGAAAUAUCGGCCACUUGUUAAUGAGCUAUUAAUAGAUUAAUUUUGGCACAAUGAGAAAAGUUGGUUGCUUGAUCACUCUCUGGUGUAGCGGCGUUAAAGUUGGUUGUGGCGAAGUCCCGCGAUGCCGAUACGGAUUCGCUUCAUAAGCAGAAGAAAUUCUGGUGAACCUACUGUCCAACAACAGACUGUAUACUCAACCAUGGCCCAACCACAGCAGAAUCAGCAGUCGGCCCAGAGAACGUAUAGGUCUGAGAUCUACAUCCCAAUUAAGAAAGACACAGUAACAUUUGCCGACCGUCAGAAAAGCAUUUGGGAGCAAAUGGAAGAGAGAAUGUCUCAUCGUAGAUCAGAAUGGGAGCAAGACAUCGAGCGGAUGCGUCGCAAUUUUUUCACGCUGGCACCCAUGGAUAAAAUGCUUGGUCCUGUGAAAUAUGAAGAGGAACGCCACGUCGUACCGAGUCCAUCGGGCGCUCCGCUCUUUAAAGUGGAGUUUGACGUUAAAGACUUCGCUGCUGAGGAAAUUAAAGUCAUCACGAAAGAGCAGAAGGUAAUCGUCCAAGCAAAACACGUCGAAAAACGCGGAAAUUCUACCGUCACGAAAGAAUUCAGCAAGGAGAUCGAAGUUCCGCCAAAUGUGGACCCACACGAUCUCAAAGGUACCAUCACCUCAGACGGAGUUCUGAUCAUCGAGGCUCAAGUCAGCGCUCCCUCUUACCAGGCCAUCACAUCACAGUCCCAGGGAGCCCUACAAGCCUCUCACUCACGUCCUCUCGAAUCCAGCGCCGUCCAGACCACGUCGGGAAGCCAGAGAGGACCAAUCAUCACCGCCGCCGACGGUAGCCGAAAGCUGCACCUCCAGUUCCCGGUGGGCGACUAUAAACCCGACGAAGUUGUUGUAAAAACUCACGAUAGGAAACUAAUUAUACAUGCCCUACACGACGAGAAGACCGCCGGUCGAUCAGUCCAUAGAGAAUUUAAUAAGGAGUACGAGUUGCCCCAGAAUGUGGACCCGUUAACCGUUAGUGCAUACAUGACAGAGGAUGGAAAUCUCACCAUCGAGGCGCCGCUGAAAGCCCCAAAGAGAGACACCCCCAUUACAUAUGCUUCUACGCCUAAAUACAUUCUCAAUGUCACCCAUUCCGGACAGUAAACGGACCCUCUAACUGCUGAUGAUAAAAAAACAGAAUUUAAAGUGGAAUGACUUUACUUUGUUUAAAUACGUAAUAAAUAUAUAUUUUCGUGGUGGACAUUAACGACUUUCAUUUAAAAUCCGAAAGGAAUUUUUCAAGGUUUAAAGUAUAUCCUAGAAACACGAAAAAGGAUUUUUACGCGCCAAGUACUCUUGGUUUGGUUAUAAAACAGGAGCAGACGAUAUUUCUUUGUCGAGGAAUUAUUGAUCAAACAGACAACGCCGGAACUUGAAAAAAAAAA
Lingula anatina is the source of this 1562-nucleotide messenger RNA. RefSeq lists its product as uncharacterized. Gene Ontology annotation, biological process: response to heat; protein refolding. The record is from RefSeq and is a predicted model, not a curated record. NCBI's taxonomy places the organism in Eukaryota, Metazoa, Brachiopoda, Lingulata, Lingulida, Lingulidae. Gene Ontology annotation, cellular component: cytoplasm; nucleus.